Trypanosoma grayi is the source of this 306-nucleotide messenger RNA. RefSeq lists its product as hypothetical. The transcript has a single exon. The record is from RefSeq and is a predicted model, not a curated record. Bases 1 to 306 code for a protein of 101 amino acids. Lineage: Eukaryota; Euglenozoa; Kinetoplastea; Trypanosomatida; Trypanosomatidae.
AUGAUGUCGUGGAACGGCUCGUGCGUGAAGGCGUCCACUAUGACGAGGCGCGCCACCAUGUCGGGCGGCACCAGCGCCCGCUCCGCGUCAUGCCCCUCCGCGCUGCAGACAGAGGAGCACGGACUCACACGCCCGUCCGCACUGUGCUCACUCGGUGCUGCUGCCGCUGCUGCUGCGGCGGCCCUUCCAUCCGCCCGCUGCUGUGCGGCCUCCAUGGGCCGCAACGUCCCGCCAGCAGCAUCAGCAGCGGACUUUGAUCCCGGCGACCCCAUUGCCUCUUCUUCUGCGGUGUGGGCGAUGACGUAA